Molecule: messenger RNA, 1711 nt
Organism: Manihot esculenta (cassava)
Lineage: Eukaryota; Viridiplantae; Streptophyta; Magnoliopsida; Malpighiales; Euphorbiaceae
Product: putative UDP-rhamnose:rhamnosyltransferase 1
Exons: 1
Coding region: 71-1459 (462 amino acids)
Molecular function (GO): UDP-glycosyltransferase activity
Source: RefSeq, a predicted model, not a curated record
AAAAAAGAAUAUCCCUAUAUGUGGUGUGGAGAGUUUGAAUUAGGAGGAUCACCACUAUCACCAACUCACCAUGAGAGAACCUAAAAAGCUUCAUGUCGCUCUGUUUCCAUGGCUGGCAUUUGGUCAUAUAAUCCCAUUCUUUGAGCUUGCCAAGCACAUAGCCCAAAGGGGUCAUAAGAUCUCCUUCAUAUCUACUCCUAGAAACAUCCAACGAUUACCCAAAAUCCCUUCAAAUUUAGCACCGCGUAUCAAUUUAGUGAGCCUCCCUUUACCCACUGUUGAUCAUCUUCCACAGGAUGCAGAAGCCACCAGUGACCUACCUUCCCAGAAAAUUCCAUACCUCAAGAUUGCCUACGACGGCCUCGAAGGCCCUUUUCUUCAGUUCUUGAAAACAUCUUCUCCUGAUUGGAUCAUUUGCGACUUUGCUCAGCACUGGUUACCUCCCAUUGCUGCUAAUCUUGGGAUCUCGCUUGCCUUCUUUAGUAUUUUAAGUGCAUGGAGUGUAUCUUUCUUUGGAUCAUCAUCGUCUGCCAUGAUUAAGGGUGAGGAUCCACGGUCUCAACCGGAAGAUUUCACUGUAAUCCCUGAGUGGAUCCCUUUUCCUUCCAAGGUCGCUUUUAAGCUCCACGAGGCAAAAAGACUUUUUCAAGCAUGGAAAGAAGAUUCAGAUGUAAGUUUCUCCGGUGUGUUUCGUAUAGGAUCAGUCCUUGCUGGUUGUGAUGUUAUAGCUGUUCGGAGCUGCAACGAGAUAGAGGCGGAGUUCUUGAGGCUUGUCGGAGAGUUUCACGGCAAGCCUUGCCUUCCAAUAGGUUUACUGCCACCUGAUGAUCUUGACGCCACUUGUAGCGAAGAAGAUGAUACGUGGCUUACAACCAGAGAAUGGCUAGACAAGCAAAACAAAGGUUCUGUCGUUUACAUAGCAUUUGGAAGCGAGGCUGAACUGAGUCAACCUGAGUUAAACGAGUUGGCAUUUGGGUUGGAGUUAUCAGGGUUGCCUUUCUUCUGGGUUCUAAGGAAAGGGGACAACUCUGUCAAGUUACCAGAUGGAUUUAAAGACCGAGUUAAGGGACGUGGAAUGGUGUGCACGAGCUGGGCACCUCAACUCAGGAUAUUGGGUCAUGAAUCAGUCGGAGGAUUUUUGACUCACUGUGGUUAUGGUUCAGUUAUAGAGGCACUUUAUAGUGGACUUGCACUGAUUAUGCUGCCGAUCAAUAUCAUAGACCAGGGGUUAAUUGCAAGAGUUUUUGGAGAGAAGAAGGUGGGUGUAGAGGUGACAAGAGAUGAGUCAGAUGGGUCUUUUAUAAAAGAAUCGGUGGCUGAGUCGCUGAGGUUGGUUAUGGUUGAAAAGGAAGGAGAAGAAUAUAGAAAUAAUGCAAAGGAGAUGAGGAAGGUAUUUGCAGAUAAAGAUCUCCAUGAUCGAUACUUGGACCAUUUUGUUGAGUUUCUGCAAAAUCACUGAGUUCCCUUCAGGCGUGAACCCAGUUUUAUUCUCUUUUUUUUUUAGUCUAUUAAAAGCUUAAUUAAGAAAAAAAAAAAAGAGAGAGAAAGAAAAAGUGGGAGAUAAAAAUUGGUGGUGGUGCAUGUGUUUGUUUCAUGGCUUGAGUAGACUCUGUAGUGGUAGUGGUGAACGACCAUUGUUUACCGGCAAAUCAACCUAUUAAGUGUGGGCCAUUGGGCUUUAAUAAUUGCGUCGGCCAUCGAGCUUUAGUAA